Messenger RNA from Aspergillus aculeatus ATCC 16872, 2591 nucleotides. RefSeq names its product caspase family protein. NCBI's taxonomy places the organism in Eukaryota, Fungi, Ascomycota, Eurotiomycetes, Eurotiales, Aspergillaceae. The record is from RefSeq and is a predicted model, not a curated record. Gene Ontology annotation, molecular function: cysteine-type endopeptidase activity. The transcript is spliced from 4 exons. Gene Ontology annotation, biological process: proteolysis. Bases 45 to 2549 code for a protein of 834 amino acids.
UUAAGAUUGGACACUAUCUACAAUACCUUGAUCUCUCUCGACCGAUGACGACGCCGGCAAAGAGAGCGCUGAUCAUUACCAGCCCCUGGGGAGACCUUCGAGGCACUCAAAAUGACAGAGACUGCAUGCAGUCGGUGCUAGCCAAAUAUGGUUUUCAGGUCGCUCAUUGUCACGGUGCCCAGGCCACCCGUACCGGCAUUCUAGAGGCAUGGAAGCAGCUCAUCUCGGAGACGGGGGAUGGGGACUCCGUUGCCAUUUACUACUCAGGACAUGGGGGUCUCGUGGAAUCGGCACCCAACACUGAAAAUGCAAGGGAGUGGCGUUACCAGUUUCUCGUCCCUGUGGACUUCGACGAUGUCAAUUCGAGUGGUUUUAAUGGAAUCCUUGACGUGGAACUCUCGCAGCUGCUCCGCGCGACCACUGCGCGCACCCGAAACGUGACCGUCAUUCUCGACUGCUGUUUCUCGGGGCGAAUGGUUCGAGCACCCGGGUACGGGGACGCAGCGAGGCCCAAGCAGGUGCCUUCCGUACGCUAUGAGGAUGUCGCCGAGUUUGUGACGCACCGAGUGGAGCGUGUCACGACGGAGAUGGGAGAAGCCUCCAGCAUUGGCGAUGACAACCCGGAUGCGGUCCGUAUAGUCGCAGCUGCUCCUUCCGAAACAGCAUGGGAAGUUCGAGGCGAAGAUGGGAGGUGGAUGGGGUCUUUUACCUCGGCGCUUGCUCAAUUUCUGACUGAGGCGCACGGUCAUCAACUGUCUUGGAGAACAAGCAUCUUACGAGUCCAGGAAUUGGUCCAGGCACAGUUUCCGACCCAGCAUCCGCGGGUGGAGGGUCCGCAUACGCGCAUCCACUUUUCACUUGACGAGGUCAAUUCAGAAGCCAUCCACCUGAAGAUUGAGAAUGGUUUACCCGUGCUCCAGGCUGGUUUUGUCGCUGGUGUAUCAGAAGGUGAUGUGUAUGCCGUGACGCGCCUGACUUCGGAGCGGUUCACGGAGGAACAGCAAAUAGCUGUGUGUGAGGUUAUCAACGUUCAAGCCUUUCAAGCUUUGGUGCAAUUGCACUAUCCAAGUUCGACUCCAACGCAACAGGUUCCACGGGAAGGGGCUCUAGCCUUUUUGCAAGAGAGUGCACCAUAUCGGUGGCCAAUUUCGGUACCACCCUCUCUGUUGGAGUCACUUAGUGACAAGGUUCAGAAGUCACGCUUUCUUCGGCUUGCCGGCGAGAACGAACCAGGCACUCCUCUGUUAUCGAUUUAUCACAGAGAUAGCUUUAUCGGUAUUGAGUCUAAGCAAGGAUUAUCUCUUACAACUCGCUACCUCAACUCGGAGAAUCCCACACAGAUGGACUGUGCCUACCAGGCAGUUCUAGCAGAGGCUGAUCGUUUCGCCUGUGCUCAGCGUCUCCUGGGUCUGCGCAACAAUAGCCCUGAUGACCUUCUGAAUCAUCAAGUAGACGUCAAAGUCGGGCUGGUUGAGAAUCAUCAGCCUACAAGAAGCCUCGCCGGAGCAGGGUGCGAUGAGCUAUACGAAGGCCGGAGGAUAUACAUAGCUCUUCGGAAUGACGGCAUGACUACGACCUAUGUCACCGUACUCCACAUCAAUGCUCAAGGAAAGAUAUCCUUGAUAUCUCGAUCCAGUCCGUUUGGAAUUGAGCUUCCUUCUGGGCGUUGUCACUGGAUUCGCAAAACACCAUUUGGUGUUCUCGAGGGUCUGAAAAUCUCCUGGCCGGCCGAUGUACCACGAGCUUCUCCUAUCGAUGAGCACCUGCUCUUUUUUAUCACCAGCACUCCCGUGGAUCUGCGGCCGAUCACUGAUUAUCAAGUCGGCCCUCAUCGGACUGCUACCUCAAACUUCGAACGCAUCAUAUAUAGGCUGUGUCAAGGCGAGCGGAGAGAUCUCAUGGAGGACGCCGAGCCCAGCCAAACUGCCUACGAUAUUAUUCAUUUCCCGCUGACUGUGCUUGCACAAAAUGGAUCACUAUCUCUCCACACUACUUCUCAGGAGGUUCAGCAUCAUUCGGCUCACAGUACAAGCCAGACCUCUCUCAAUGGCAGACCUUCAAUGCUUAGUGAUGAACAAGAACUCCCAGCUCUGCCGCCACAUCUCCACCCAGAGUCAAGGAGAGUCCGCAAGGGCAUCUUCGGUCAAGCUCUUCGGUCCAUCAGGGGAGUUCCCGCUUGCGUAUGGGUGAUCAAUGAGCACACCGAACCCAUCACCGUUGUGGUCUCCCCAUACCGGCCAUCGCGUCUGUGGACCGAGGCCGGCUUGAACGUCUCAACCACGGGCGUUGGCAUUGAUAUCUCCACCGCAACAUUCACGCCCCCCGCAACGCGGAAGACGCUGCCCGCCGCAGUCCCGGGUCAGCUGAAACCCCCCACAGCCGUUUUCCCGCUCUGGACCCGCCGGGAUGGGUUCGGGGUCAUCACCGUGUUGGUGGGUGCGACGACGACACCGACUUUGUAUAUCGAAAACGAUCGCAUUCCGAUUGGGGCGACGGCUUACUUCCGGAAUGAGCCGGACCUGCACGUUAAAGAGUACUCGACGCAGUAGGGAUCAUCGUGUAUCAUGAUGAUCGCUUCAGUUUCGGUUGGC